Molecule: messenger RNA, 2478 nt
Organism: Ipomoea triloba (trilobed morning glory)
Lineage: Eukaryota; Viridiplantae; Streptophyta; Magnoliopsida; Solanales; Convolvulaceae
Product: G-type lectin S-receptor-like serine/threonine-protein kinase At4g27290
Exons: 6
Coding region: 1-2439 (812 amino acids)
Biological process (GO): protein phosphorylation; recognition of pollen
Molecular function (GO): protein serine/threonine kinase activity; ATP binding
Source: RefSeq, a predicted model, not a curated record
AUGAGAGAUCUUUUCCUGCAUUUUCUCUUCUCCUUCUUCUUGCUUUCCCAUGCAAGGGACACACUCACUCCCACUCAAUUCCUCAAAGAUGGAGACACCAUAGUUUCAUCUAGUGGGAGCUUUGAGAUGGGGUUUCUCAGCAUCCCUGCGGGUUCCAUAAACCGAUACGUCGGUAUAUGGUACAAACAACUCCCUGUUCAAACAGUGGUGUGGAUUGCCAACAGAGAAACAGCCCUAGCUAACACAACCUCGGCUGUCUUGAAGAUCGUCGAGCCGGGGGGGCAGUUAGUCCUCAUUGAUGGCAAGAAUGACACUAUAUGGUCCACUAAUUCAUCAAGAACAGCUCAGAAUCCUAUUGCAGAGCUCUUGGAUUCAGGGAAUCUUGUGGUGAGAGAUGCAGAGGAUGAAAACCCGGAGAAUUUCCUGUGGCAGAGCUUUGAUUACCCCACAGAUACCUUUCUUCCAGGGAUGAAGCUUGGGAAAAAUUUAGACACAGGCAAGGAGGUAUAUAUCAGUGCAAGGAAAAGUGAAAAUGACCCAUCUUCUGGGCAAUUCACAUUCGCUUUUGACCCAACAGGGUACCCACAAGGCGUAAUCAAGAACGGCCAGGAAAAGACUUAUAUAACAGGGCCCUGGAAUGGUCUACGCUGGAGUGGAAUCCCAGCAAUAUCACCUGCAAAUACUGGUUACAAAUACCAAGCCCACAUAAAUCCCAGGGAAUUUUAUUUCCAAUACGAAAUCGUCAACAACUCGUACUGGGCAAGGUUUGUUCUAUCCAAUUCCGGGGAUUUCCAAUGCUUUGCCUGGAUGAACGAGACCCAAACUUGGGACAGUUUCAUCAAAGCCCCAAUGGAUAUUUGCGACAGCUACGAUAAAUGCGGCGCAAAUGCGUUCUGUAACGUGGCUAAUUCCCCAGUGUGUGGGUGUUUGGAGAAUUUUGUGAAUAAUACUCGAGGGGGGUGGGAUUACUGGUCCGACGGUUGCCAUAGGAGGGUACCUCUGAAAUGCAAGAAUGGAACAGAUGGGUUCAACAAGUAUUCUGGGAUGAAAUUGCCAGACACUACACAUUCUUGGUUUAACACGACUAUGAGCCUUAAAGAGUGUGAGCAAAAGUGUCUGAAGAAUUGCUCCUGCACCGCUUAUUCGAGUUUAGAUAUAAGCAAUGGAGGAAGUGGUUGUCUGCUUUGGUUUAACGACUUGAUUGAUAUGCGAUUGCUGUCUCAGAACGGACAAGACAUUUACAUCAGACUCGAUUCUUCUGAGAUACCAGAGCCAGUUACGGAGGAAUAUCAUGCCAACUCCAAGGGCAAGAAAGUAAAAAUCAUUGUAGGUUGUUUGUCACUGCUAACUACAAUGAUCUUGCUAGGUUUGUAUGUUGGUUUGUACAUCUACAAAAAGAAUAAGAAGAAAAUGAUGAAGAUGAAAGAAUGGUUAGAACUACCGAUGUUUGACCUAUCUAUAAUAUCAAGGGCUACAAAUAGCUUUUCUGAAAAUAACAAGCUCGGAGAGGGUGGAUUUGGAGCUGUUUACAAGGGUGUUUUGGAUGAUGAACAAGAAAUUGCGGUGAAGCGGCUCUCAAAGACUUCCACGCAAGGUAUAGAAGAGUUCAAGAAUGAAGUCAUUUGUAUUGCCAAGCUUCAACAUCGGAAUCUAGUAAAGCUUCUAGGGUGUUGUAUACAAGGAGAAGAAAAGCUGUUGAUCUACGAAUACAUGGCAAAUAAGAGCCUGGAUACCUUCAUAUUUGAUGAAGCAAAGAGCAAAUUGCUUGAUUGGCCAAAGCGUCAUUUCAUUAUUAAUGGAAUUGCACGAGGAUUAAUGUAUCUCCACCAAGAUUCUCGAUUAAGGGUCAUUCAUCGAGAUCUUAAAGCUAGUAACAUUUUGCUGGAUCACAAUAUGAAUCCCAAGAUUUCAGACUUUGGAUUGGCAAGAAGUGUUGGAGGUGAUGCAACAGAAGCAAAUGCAAGCCGUAUUAUGGGGACACAUGGAUACAUAUCCCCAGAAUAUGCCGUUAAUGGAAUAUUUUCAAUAAAAUCAGAUACAUUUAGCUUUGGAGUUUUAUCAUUGGAGAUUGUGACUGGAAAAAGAAACAGAGGAUUUUCUGAUCCAGACGACUGUCUCAACCUUAUCGGUCAUGCAUGGAAGUUGUAUAAAGAAAACAGGGCGUUGGAACUAAUUGAUGUACAUCUAGCUUCAUCAUGCGAAUUAUCCCAAGUUCAAAGGUGUAUACAUAUUGGACUGUUAUGUGUGCAGCAACGUCCAGAUGAUAGACCAACCAUGUCUUCUGUGGUAACAAUGUUGUCCAAUGAUAAUAGCUUACCUGAAGCUAAACAGCCAGGAUUUUUCAUAGAACAGAAAGUGAACGAAAGUGAUUACUCUUCAAGUACUCAAGGAACGAAUUCAAGAAAUGAAUGCAGCUUCAGUGUCUUGAAUCCUCGGUAGAGCGCAAGCAAUAAAAUCCUAAUUUCCCCUUUAAGUUGU